ACACACUCGGAAAUCCUGUCAAUGAAAGACGACCCAAGAGAGGGGAAGAGAGAGUCAGACACAGAAACACAACAUCACCAUAACACUCAUGAUGGCGUCCGUGUGCUUGAAAGUUGGCUUGGUUUCCUCUGGAUUAGGUCUAACUUGUGCUGUUAUGGCCAUAGCCAGUUCUAUGUGGUUAAGAAUUCGUUACCCAUUCUUGAAGAAUGACAUUGGUUUGAUGCGUCAUUGCGAUGUAGACAGCGAUUAUUGUGGUGACAUGGAACGUCUGGAUGCUCUGGUUGACGUUCGCUAUGCAGCUUGGUUCCGAUCUGUCCAAGCCCUCUACCUUCUCCACUGUGUCGGCCUCCUGGUGUCCACGGCAAUGUACAUUCUCUACACCAUCAGGUUUUUCGAGUCCAAAGGUAGCUUCAAAGUGCUCACAGCUUUCAAUUUUCUCACAGUGGCUUUUGGGGUGUAUGCUGUUGCUGUUUUCGGAACGAGCUAUUCAAAAUUUUUUGGUCUGGGCUCCCACCCGACAACAGACGACUACUCUUCCCUGGACUGGGCUUUCUACACGGCUAUCACUGGCUGCUGUUUCUCCUUCCUGGUCAUGAUUUUCAGCGCGAUGGAAGCGAGCCAAGCCGCAGACAUCUUCCGCAACAUGCAGCAUCGUAUCACUGUGUGGAACACUCCGUAUACUCUCUUUGUCGAUCAGGAGACCGCCUGAUCCUUGCAAUGACCAGAGGGUGCCACUUUUCUUAAAUUGUUCUUUUUUUCCCCAUUCUUUUUUUGUUUGUUUGUUUGUUUGUUUUUUGGGUUAUGUUCUGGUGUUUGAGCACAAUGUCCAUGUAUUGAUUUCCUUUUAAUUGGAAAGUUUUGAAAAUUUUACGAGACAAAGAUGGCAUCCUGAAGACAUUCCGGAAAAAGUAAUUCCAGUGUGGAGAAGAUCAAAGGAAAAAUAUAAACUCUACUCUGUGCAAAACAUUCAAAAGUAGUGAAAAGAAGUUUGAUACAAGGAGAACAUGAAUGAGGAAUUACUGAGCUUUGUGUCACCUGUCCUUCACCUUUGUUCCCAUGUGGAAUGUUCCUUCCUAUUUCGCGAUAUUAAACAGACAGAUAGAAAGUUGGUGUUGAACAUAGUCAAAAAUAGAGGUCAUAAAAGAUUUUCUUUGAAACAUUUUUAUGCCACUGACCCCUGACGAAAUGAGACACUGCUGCAUAUUACUGACAGAUGAUCUUCAGUUGUUUGCAACUUGUAUUUACGCACAGGAUGGGUUAAGAAAAAUAUCUUAUUCUACAACUGGGUGGUCUGGCAAGCAGAAGCACAGACCUUGGCUUCCACAGAUGGAAAAGGAUUCUUUAACCCUUUACUGUUUACAUUUUUUAUCACCGGCUGUCCCAUGUGUUCAACAUCCAGCGUUCAUAUUCUUCUGCACUUAGUCUAAGUGAAAGUAAAGGCUGAUCACUGACGCUGACUCUCACUUUCCUCCCAGGAGGAUAAAACGAGGUUACCCUUAGUGUCAGUGAUCUAUUUUUAAACAGCCAAGUUUGCAGUUGAGGAAAUCCCACAGUAGGAGCAAGUUGCAUGUCUCGCCAAUUUCGAUCAUGUUAAACAUCCCAUGUCAGCCUUCUUGGUGAACAGGAAAGGGUGGAAAAAGAAUUCCUUGCGACAUAUCUCUGUAGCAGGUCUUGUUGUCUCUUGUGAAAGGUACCAUGUUUUGUUGUAUAUAAAUUGUUGCUUCUGAUGCAAAAGACAGUGUUUCAAGUACAUACGGGACAUGUUUUGCUGUCUUUUGGUGAGAGAGCUGCCAAAGAAAUACAAAACAUUUUAGGUUGUGUUAGCAAGGUUUGAAAUUUUGAAUUAGUUUUGCAGGCAGUUUAGCUGAAUGAACGGAAAUUGCUCCAUAAUUCCACAGAAAGUGCGGUCUGGUUGCUUAUUUAGAAUGUUUCAUGGGUUAAAUGGGUUUUCCAUAGUUAUUUGAGUGAAUGAUGAAUUAAGAUAUUCAUUAUUUUACAAUACACAUCCCUUUAUGGUAUAGGUUUCGUUUUAAUGUCAGUUGCUUAUCAAGUUUUCUACUAUGUUGUUCAUUCCAGGUAAAUAAUGUGUAAGUGUAACCAAAAUAAAGUCUCCUUUUUCAAGGCAUUCCGAAUCUCAAGAGUAAUUGUAGGGAUCAUCACAGUCUCAUGCAUUUUCUGUUCGUUUGGGUUUGUUUGUUUAUACGUGAGGUGCUUGUACUCUACAAGUGUUUUGUUUUUUGUAUGUUGCAUAGAAAGUUACAUGAUGAAAAAGUAAUUUUUACAUGAAAAAAAACCAAACCCAGUCCCAUCAAAUGCUUUGUGGAAAA
Molecule: messenger RNA, 2327 nt
Organism: Aplysia californica (California sea hare)
Lineage: Eukaryota; Metazoa; Mollusca; Gastropoda; Aplysiida; Aplysiidae
Exons: 3
Coding region: 89-709 (206 amino acids)
Source: RefSeq, a predicted model, not a curated record